Molecule: messenger RNA, 951 nt
Organism: Ectocarpus siliculosus
Lineage: Eukaryota; Phaeophyceae; Ectocarpales; Ectocarpaceae
Source: the annotation of a GenBank genome assembly
AUGGGACCUCAGGUGCACGGGGCCACAAGGCGGCGGCGUACAUGCCCGGAGAAGCACUGCUGGGCUAAGUCUCGGCCACCAACACGAUGCGGCAGCAUGCGGUCGGGGUUGUGGGUAGUAGGUGCUGUCCUCAUCGCUGGGUGUGCCUCAUCGGAAGGCUGCUACAUCCAUGGGGCGGAUAUUGGGUACUGCGAGACAUCGCUUUACGAUGACAGCGAAUUCAGGCUCGCAGCGACGCCGUUCUGCUCUUCGUACAUCAAGUACUCGACAUGCGUGCCAAAAUACGAUCCACUACCCGCUUCCAGAGAGUUCCCGGACGGGCGGUGGGUCAACAAUACCUUGGGAAUAAAGGACGCCUGGAUAGAGCAGUACUACAACUCUAUCGUCAACAACCGGUUGGAGGUGGAGGCAGACAAGGACCUUCAAAAGCAAGGUAUCGACGAGUACGGUAACCCAGGUUCUCCGGUCCCACGAUUCACGGACAACAGGGACUGCCAAUCGGCCUUCAAGGCCUACAUGUGCUACAUUAAUUUCCCGAGGUGCGAUGACGACGAAAACAGCCUUGUGACUUGCCGAAGCGCGUGCGAGAAUCUGAUGGUAGCCUGUCAGAACCAGAGGGAUAUGUGGCGGUGCGGGGAAAGCCAGUACUUCAACGGCUACGAAGCGGAAGAGCCGGAGACCGAUUCCGACGGCAACCCCGUCUACCUGAGAGAUUUCUUCCCAGGGCAGCCAUUUCGAGACGUGGAGUGGGCCGGCGGUCGGCAACCCGAGAUCGUUUGCACCCCGAGCAUCAAGGGGGCCGCCGCCCCGUCGCUGCAACCGUGGGGGCGCCGCCGCCGCCGCUACAACGACGAUAAGACGGCGGCGAGAACGGGGUUCGGGGUAGUCCCCGUUGUUGCGGCCGUUACGGGUUUGCUGCUGGCGUUGUGUUGGGAAAAUGUCGUUCUUUGA